This is a messenger RNA of Diachasma alloeum, 2014 nucleotides long. RefSeq names its product mediator of RNA polymerase II transcription subunit 28 (gene MED28). The record is from RefSeq and is a predicted model, not a curated record. NCBI's taxonomy places the organism in Eukaryota, Metazoa, Arthropoda, Insecta, Hymenoptera, Braconidae. Gene Ontology annotation, cellular component: mediator complex. The coding region runs from base 311 to 1108 and encodes 265 amino acids. The transcript is spliced from 4 exons.
UAAUGUUACGUGUGGUUAUCAUUCUAUAAAAAAGGGGGGAGGGUUCUAUCAGGUUCUAUAGCUGAAACAGUCUUUUUUAUUUCGGUUGUCAGAUAGAUUUAUCAGUUCCUCCACUUUAAUUAUUAGUUUCCUCAUUUCCAAUAUGUGAAUUUUCGAUUUUGCAGUGUUUUCUCCCUCUAAAACUCCAGUUUCACCAUUCCAUAACCUCUCUUUCGUUUGUGCCAAGCAUUCCAACGCCUUUAUGCUCCAGAAAAAGAAUUUAGUUGGUUUUUUUCUUUAUUUUCACAUAUUUUAUCGGUAAUUCCGCGAAAUGGCAACACCAACUAACGGAAGUGGAAAUCUAGUGGAGGAGUUUGACGAAGCGUUUCAGCAAUGUCUGAAUGUUCUAACCAAAGACGAGGGCCUGAGCAACAACAGUAUUGGCAGCAGCCUGGCAGUUGACAAGGACGAGGCCCGGAUGGAGGUGGAGCAGGUUACCCUGAGAUUCAUAGACUUGGCAAGGCAGAUGGAGGCGUUUUUCUUACAAAAAAGAUUCCUCCUGUCUGCAUUGAAGCCAGAAUUAGUAGUCAAAGAAGAUAUCUUGGAUCUCAAGUUGGAGUUGACGAGAAAAGAUGAUCUCAUAAAGAGGCAUUACGAGAAAAUUGCACUCUGGCAACAUCUCCUAGCAGAUCUCCAGGGAUGGGCAAAGUCUCCGGCCCAAGGACCAGCCCCAAGUGGCUUAGCAAAUGGUAAUCAAGCAUCUCAGGGCCAGCCGGGAGCGAAUGGCACAGGAGGCGCACAAAUGCCCCCUCAACCUCCCCAAGCACCCCAAAUGCUUCAACAUCAGCAUCAACUACAGCAGCAACAGCUGCAGAUGCAACACAGCCAAAUGCAACAGCAACAAAUGCACCAACAGGUCCAGCAGGGCACCGGGGCAGCUUCAGUACCUCCAGGACUUCAGGGAGUGAACGUUGUACAGCAGGGGAUGUUCAUGGGCCAGGGUGGUGUGGCGGGACGCGGUGGUUUUCCAGUCGGUGGAGUAGGCGUUGGUAGCAGUUCACUGCAGGGUCCACUCGCAUUCUUGGAGAAGACAACGAGCAACAUAGGGAUGCCCGAGAGGCGGAGUUGACGCGGAAGGGGGAGGGGGCGAGGACGAGGACGUGGACGAGGAAGAGGAAGAGGCCGUGGUACUGGUGGCUUACCACCACCACCACCCAUCCUCGAUCCCACCGAUCCGUCUUGCUACGCUGCAGCAGCUGCAGUAGCUGCUGUGGCAUCAUCGCCCCUUCCCUCUCAACAGCAACAGCCCCCUCCCUCGUGCACCUGAAUGAUGCAGUUUUAUUUUAUUCCCUCCGACAAAUGGAAAUCCUUCCAUUAUCAUUUUUCUUUAUAACAUUCCAAUGGAGUGGGUGUCACAUCGGCUGUGGUUUUCGUAAAUUAUGAAGUUUAUUAAUUUCAUAAAUUUCCUUCACACUUCGUUUGGAUUCCCUUCUUGUUUAUUUUUAUUCACUUGAUUUUAGGUUCUUUUUAAAUUUAAUUAAAUUAGAAAAUAGCCACAACUGAUGUUUUCACCCUUACAAAAUUGAAAUGAGGAGAUGGCCUAAUGAUUUUUCAUUUUUUUGUGAAAAAUUUAUCAUUCUGUGGGUAAAGUGAUGAAUGAUAUGGUUCAAGUCGAAGAAUUAUACAAGCGAAAAUGCAGUAACUUCCAUUAGGGUGAAUCAACUAUUUAAUUUUCUUCAGCUAUCUCCUUCUUUUACUGUCAAGUCCCUUUAAUUUAUCAUUUUGAAGUUUAGUUUAAUUUUUUUCUUUUCAAUGUACAUAAUGAUGAGCUGAACCGUUAUUUGUACUUAUUUAAAACUAAUUCCACCUAGAGUUUAAUUAUCCAGUAAUAAUACGCGUGAUUUGAGUAUUGUGAAAUUGAGAGACGGAGUGUGAGGACGUGUGAGUGAAUUUAGGUGUACCCUCGAAUGAUAGUUUUUCCCUUAUUGUUCGUUAAUUUUAUUUGAAGACAAAUAAAUUAAAUAACCAUUAUGAA